AUGACUCAGCUUCUGUCUGUUUGCCAAGUCUCUCUUUCUCUGUGUUUCCAUCUCCAUCUGUUCUCUCUCUAUAGCUUUCUUUGUCACAUGCACAAAAACAUUAAAUUUAUCCAUAACUUUGGCUCUCUCUCAGCAGCCUAACAUUAACAGGCAUUCAACCGGUCUUAAGUAGCUAGUUUGCAGAUGGCUGUCCGUCUCCCAGACCCCUGUCUGUCUAGUCCCUGUCAAAAUGGAGGCGUUUGUUUCGUCUUGACCUCUGACCCUGAGGGGUUUCACUGUUCCUGUCCCCCCAACACCAAGGGACCAAUGUGUCACAGACAGCUGAGACAGGUAUUUUUGAGCCAAACUGGAGUAGUGGAUUAGAAUGGAUUUUAAAUGUGUUGUGAAACAACAAAAUGUCCAUGUUGAUGUCAAACCUUUUUGGUCCAUGUUGUGAAUGAAUCAAAGCUUUUUGAGUCACGCUAGCAGCAAUGGCUCAAGGGAUGUCCAGACAGGUGAUGCUGGUCCAGAAUGAAAUAUCUCAACAUCUAUUGGAUGGAUUGCCAAAGAAUCUGGUACAGAUAUUCAUAGUCCUCUGAGGAUUCAUUGCAUUCACUUUGGUGAUGCCAUAACAUUUUAUUUAGCACCAUUGUCCAAGAAUUUGCACUGAAUGGUUGAUAAACCAAUGACAUUCCCAUCUGCCUCAGCCAUACUUUGUGUGUAGUGCUAAUCAGAAAAUGUUAGCAUGCUAAAACGCUAACUUAAUAUGGUGAAAAUGGUAAGAAAAAUUAGACCUGUUAAACAUCCACGUUUGUUAUUGUGAGCAUUAUUAGCAUUUGGCACAAGCACCAUUAUUUAGUACAGCCUCACAGAGCUGUCUUAAUGUGCUUUUCCAGUUGCAUCCACUGUAGGUGUUUUGUUUGUUUUAGUUUUGAAGAUUUGCUUAUUGUAUGUUUGGUUACCCGGCAGGUCUCCAGAACUUUUCAAAUGCUUGAGGUGGGUCACAGUCACAAAUGAAAACCAAGGUUUGAAACCCCCACCUGUUACGUGUUGUGUUACCAUAGUUUCUUAUAGUUUCUUAUAGUUUUAGCAUUUUCCUUUUAGUCGUGCUUGUAUUUGCCUCUGUACUUUGCUAUAUUUACAAGGCUCUGUGCUACCACAGUAGGUUAUUGUGUGAUAAAGGAAUAGUCAGACAUUUUGGAAAAGUAUUUGCAAAUUAGAUAAGAAGAUCAAUCUCAUAGGUUCUGGUAGAUUUUUUUUUACAUCUGGACUGAGCAAAUAGUCAUUAGUUACUAGUAGUUUCCUUUUAAGCUAAUGUUCUCUGGCUGUAGCUUUAUAUUCAACUUACAGAUAUGUAAGUGGUAUCGAUCUUCUUAUCUAACUCUAUGCAAAUAAGUGAGUGCAUGUAUUUCUCAAAAUGUCAAACUAUACCUUUAAUGUAACUGAUGUAGUUUGUAGAUCACUCUUGUGAUUCUCUGUUGGUUUAGCUUCGGCCUGCUAGAUUGGGUGAGCCCAAUAGCAGUGCUUCAUUUUACUUUUGUCCUUUGUCAGUUCUGGCUAUGGGCUUUGCAGUGGGGUUUAAGGCUGGGUAAGAGGCCCUGUGUCCCCCCUCCCCACUUCUAGGCAUGUUUGGUACCAAAGCCAGAGAACCACUGUGAAGGAGUGCGGCCAUUUCAACGCCGCUGGGCCUUUAAUCCUACCUCUGGCCUCUGUGAGGACUUCCUCUACUGCCCUGGAAACAGCAGCAAGAACUUCCCCUCCUUUAAUGCCUGUAGGGACCAUUGCAUGUUUGGAGCGUGCUGCCUCCGCAAACCGAGACAUGGUGUUCCCACAGGCCAGCAGCAUUACACUGAACGUGGAUACAACAACUCCUUUGUGAACAGGACUCUUUGGGGAUACGAGCAGCGCAAUUUAGAGGAUGAAAUGUGGUACAUCAUAGACUUCAACCAUACUGAAGUGGAAGAUCUGAAAGAAAACCCUAAAAGGGCUGACUGCCCCAAGGAUCCAAAUUUCACUUAUACCUGUGAUUACCUCACAUUAACACAGUGCCAAGCUCUGGUGAAUGACGAAGCUGGAGAGACACAAACAGUGAGCUUCUCUCCUGGAGUGAAGUGCUCUGAGGUGCGAUGUGGUGGAGGUUGUGGAUGCUUCUCUCCACGCAGGCUCUGGAGAAAUGGUGAAAAGUUCAGAAAAGGCUGUGAGGAAUGCAUUUGCACAGGGAGUGGCAGAGUUGACUGUGUGUGCACACACCUGACCCAGCGUAAAGAGAUCAGAGACCUCACACUGAGAGAGAUGAGGCUGUACCAACGGGCCAUAAGGAAACUCUACACCAGGUCAGCUGCGUGGAAGGGCUUUGCACUACUGAGAACUGAGUUCUCCCCUCAGGCUGGUAAUCAGGCCUUCUUCCUCCCCUGGCACCGCUAUUUUCUGCGAUUAGUGGAGCGCGAGCUGCAGUCAAUGUCAUCAUGCAAAUUGGCAAUUCCAUAUUUUGAAUGGACGGUGGACUCUGGGUCAAUGAAGUCCUCUGCUGCCUGGCAGGCUGGAUUGUUUGGAGGAGAUGGUGAGCCUGGCUCAGACUGCAUCCCACAUCACCCUUUCCAGGGUGUGACAUCCCACUUCCACUGGUCUCCUUGUCUCAGACGAAGUUUCAACUCCUCGGUGUGGCUGCCAAAUGCAGUGAACCUUCAGAGGACUGUAAACCAGGGAGACUUCCUGUUGUUCUCCCAGUCUCUGCAAACCUUUUCUGGCCUCUUUAGACUUUGGGUAGGGGGUCACAUGGCUUCACCUCUGGCUGCUUAUGACCCUUUAUAUUUGUCACACAUGGCAUUCAUGGACAAGCUGUGGGCACAGUGGCAAGAGAAACAUCAACAUGCAUCUUCUAGAGACAAUCAUGCUCAGAGCAUCAGUCUCUAUCCUGCCAGACAGAAGCAUGUGAAGAUGGAACCUUUUGGCGUCACCCCAGAUGAUGUGAUUUCUUCCCAGUGGCAGAUGUGUGUGGUGUAUGUGCCGAUAACCAUCGGUGCACCUUGUAAUAUGACAUUAUUACAAAAACACCUACAAGGAAGUCCAAAAUAUCAGAGGAUUCAUUUUGCCAAGUCACACUAUAGUGACUUUGUUAGUGGAGGUUUUGACACCAGUGGUUUCGACCAGCAUGGAUACGAUCGUGAUGGCUAUGACCAAAGUGGUUGGGACAGGUGGGGCUAUGGCAAAGAUGGUUUUAAUCGGGAUUUCAUUGAUAGAGAUGGAUAUGACAUAGCGGGUUUCAACCGCUAUGGGUUCAACCGUUUCAAUGUCACCUGGUUUGGUAUGCAUAGAGAUGGGGUGUUUCAGAGCAAAAAAAAGAAAGACCGCCAUCAAGAGGAGGACAAUGAUGAAAAGAUACAAAGAGACAAGAUAAUAUCUGAGCUCUUUAGUGACAAAGGUUACAGUAUCUAUGGGUUUGAUCCAUUUGGCUUGGAUCGUGGUGGGUUUGAUGCAUUUGGCUUUCGAACAGAUGGUUAUGACAAGGACAAUUGCAACUGGUUCUUCAAUGGACCACACUAUAUGCGCUUCUACUUCCACACACAGCAACAGUUAAUGUCAUCCAGUGACGGAGCUCUAAACCGCAUCACCCGUACCUGCCCUCCCAUCACCUCCCUUCCCACACACUGGCCCACAUGGGACUGGAUGACUUUUGAGCCAAACAAAAACAGUGCUGUGGAUGGUAAACCUGAGGAGGACUGGGUGGGACAAAAUAAGUUGGAAACUUAUGAUACUGUUAUGACAGCCAAUCAAAAUGAGAGCGACAUAUGGCUUCCAAUCACACCUGAUCAAAGGUUUUGUUUCAAGCUCCACUGGUUCAGCGGCUGUCCCCUUGGCUCUGCUCCUAUCACCUGCCCUGACCUCUGCCAUCAGGCCCAUUGCCAUGGUCACCCAGAGGCCAUCUGCCAUAUGCACAAUUGUGGUUCAUGUUUCACAGAGUGGCGGGAUCCAGCAACUGGAAACCAUGUAAUAUGCCAUGGCUGGUAAACACUGGACCGUCUGCCAGUAAAAAAGAUGGAAGAAUAAAGUACUUUUCGCAGCAGUUAAGAGGAGGAUUAACCAUCAUUUGACCUACAUCAAGGAACCUCCUUUGGCUGUUGAAAGGGACUGAUACUGGAAUAGAAUAUGACCAAUGUUAAAACUCUGUAUGGGCUACUUUAUCUACUCUAGAUGUGGUGUUAAGGCAUUGGUUCACCCAAUAUAUUAAAAAAGCAUCUUCUAUCUCGUACCUCUAGUGGUAUCUAGCAAUGUGUAUCUUCAGUAACAAACAUCUGCAUCAGUCUACUUCAGUUUUAAAAAAAGUGCACUAAAAACAGUUGACAGCAAGGUUGAGUAUUGUUUUUUCAAAGAGAUAUUGCUGUUGAAUUUUUAAAUGCAUUUUUUUUAAACACAGUUAGCAGCACUAACACAAUUCCAAUAACUCUGAAUGUGUUAGAGGAGGCAGAAAUCUCAAAAUUGGAACAAAUGAUAUUUGAAUUUUUUGCUGAGCUAGAUACCAGUAGAGGUAAUUAAAAAUACUCAAUCAAUCUUUUUCUAUCAAUAAUGGGUCAAGUGAAUUCAUGUAAUGUGAAGUUGCCAGUAGGGUUAGUAGCUCUGUGGAGGGAUUUUAGUGUCUUUCAGCUCAUUGUUUUGGUUUUAAGGCCCUAAAUUUAAUUGUUUUAGGUUCACUGUCAUCCUCCAUUUCUUUUUGCAGCCGGCAGAUUUGUACAGAGCUAAUGUUCUAAUAAACUGUGUGUACACCACCUACCCAGAACCAAACAGCAAAUAGUAGUUUUAUAUUGUACUCCUCCUCAGUAGUAGGAGAAGACCAAAAAAGAGUUAGAAAGAGAGUGAAUAUUGGAUUUAUUGUUGUUUGGUGGCCAGAAGCACGACUCAAAAUACAUGCUAAUGUUGCUCACAAAUGCUGGAUAUGUAAAUAGACAUCUCUUUGGAAAUAUGUUCACCUGUAUUUGGUGAUACUUUGUCAAUGUUGUGUUCACAGUUUGGUGUGCUGUCCCCAAGUGUCCAAAAAUCAGUUAAUACAGGUUUAAAGGACUGUACUGGUAGUUUUCCCAUACAAAUUGUAUUAUUACCAAUUGCCAAAGUUUUCUAGUUGGUGCAUUUAACAAAACCUUUUGCAGCCCUCUGUCAAAGUGAGGUGAAACAAACAUGUGGAACUAAUGUUGAUGUUGGACUGGCCUCAUUAAGGAUUCUCAGCCUCUCUUUGUCUUUAACGUCCUCAGUCCUCUCCCCACUCCCACAGAGUUAUGUCAGCUUUGUUCUGUCCUGCUUAUUGCACACACUCUCGCCAUCAUUGUAAUACACAUGUGCCCCAGCAGUCCACUCUCUCCUCUCUCACCCCACCCAUGACGACUCUCUCUGUCACCGUCUCUGCCUUUUCAGCCGUCUCUCCCCUAAUUGUUUCUGCAUGUUGGCCAGAAGACUCCAAUGGCACCCGGUUGAUGUACAGUCGCAGACUUGCUCUCCCACACACACACUUUGAUCUCAUGCAUGCUUGGUUUGCUAGAGGAAAUGCCUGUUGGCUGCUGGCACAGUAGGCAGCCUCACUAGCCUCUCUCUCGCUCUGUGAUUAUUGCCCUGUCUCACACACAAACUCAUUGUCUCUGUCCUUUGGAGAGUCAUCAUUAAAAUAAUUAUCUGCUGAAA
Molecule: messenger RNA, 5646 nt
Organism: Lates calcarifer (barramundi perch)
Lineage: Eukaryota; Metazoa; Chordata; Actinopteri; Centropomidae
Exons: 4
Coding region: 1765-3987 (740 amino acids)
Molecular function (GO): oxidoreductase activity
Source: RefSeq, a predicted model, not a curated record